Molecule: messenger RNA, 1735 nt
Organism: Chilo suppressalis (striped riceborer)
Lineage: Eukaryota; Metazoa; Arthropoda; Insecta; Lepidoptera; Crambidae
Source: the annotation of a GenBank genome assembly
AAAAGAAGAAGAAAUUUAUUUUGAUUGAAAAAGAGGCAAUAAAUAGAGUAAUCAAAUUGUUAUUUUUAAAGUUAUCGAAUCUAUUGUGUAUUUUUUAUUUAAGCAGCUUGUUUAUACCACAAAAUGUUUCGUUCUGAUGCAAAUAUAAAACUAAAUGAUGACAUCAUUCUUGAUAUCGACUUGAUAACACUAGAUAUUAUCCCGUACAUUGAAAAAGAAAUAGAUCCUUGUGACUUAAUAUCAAUCGUAUUUCUUCUUUAUGAUACACCAGACACAGCAUUACAGCGACUUACUAUAUAUCAAAGAAUUUCAAGGGAUCUAAGCAGCGACUCAAAUCUGUUACUUGAGUGGGCUCGACAUGCACAAAGUCAGUCUACUUGGAAGAAGAAGUUACUGGAAGCAUUAUACAGUUGUCAACUUUAUUCUAUUAUUAGAAAAAUUGGACUCCAUGUGAAUGCAGUUAAAAAACACUAUAUCACUACUAACGAAACUUUACUAAAUCCUAUGAAGAAAACCUUAUACAAAUUAUGUGAGGCAAUGAAAAUUGAGGACCUACAUAAAUUAAAAAAAACCUUAAUUACAUAUGAGAUUGAUACAACUGACUAUGAAACAUGUGAAUUAAUAAUAUUACAUUUGAUGUGCCAGAAAUUUAUCUCUAUAAAUAUGAAUAAUGGCAAGUUUGACAUUAGCAUCGAAAAUCUAGCAACAAUCCUUGAUAACUUUAGUGAAUUGCAGGGAUUUUCUAAUGAGAUGAGAAAAAUUGAAUUUAGUUACAACAAUAUUAAUAAUCCUAUAAAAACAAAACAAACUAUCAUAGAUCCUCCCCAACCACUAAUAGCAGAUGAAAAAUCUUUAAAAGAGAAGGAGUGCUAUAAAGAUAUUAAAGACAUAUUUGAAAUGUUGGAUGAUUUAAAGUUAGAAGACAUACCAGAAGAUAAUUUUAAAUCCGAUACCAUAACUCUUGGAAACGAUGCAUACCCAAUAUUAAAUCCUAAAGCUCUCGGAAUAUGCCUUAUAAUAAAUCAAGAAAAAUUUUAUCCAUCUAAGCAAAGUAUUGAAAGUAUCGGACAAGCUAUACUGUUAGAAAAUCGGCAUGGUUCAACAAAAGAUAAAAUUAACUUAUCAGAAACUAUGAAAAAACUCAACUUUGAAGUUGUGUCUCAUGACAAUCUUAAUCAUAUAGAAAUGCUGAAUUGCAUUAAAUCUGUACUUCGAACAAAAGUUAGCAAGGAACAUAGCAUGUUCAUGUUGUGUAUUCUCUCUCAUGGCACAAAAGGAAAUGUAUAUGCUGCUGAUUCUGUAAAAAUAAAAGUUGAAGAUAUUGAAAGUUUACUUGAUUCAGAUGAUGUUGUGCACCUACGAAAUAAGCCAAAAAUAAUGAUCUUACAAGCUUGCCAAACAAAUGAUGACCAACCAUCAUACUCUCCCUUAGUGGCUGAUAGUCCUAAAUCAAGUUUUAAAUACUACAUAAAAAAAUCUGAUAUAUUAAUAUACUGGGCUACUGCACCUAGUUAUGAAGCUUACAGACAUGUGACAAUGGGCUCUAUAUUCAUACAAAUGUUAUGUGCUGCAAUCAAAAAGUACGCAAAGAAAGAACAUCUUAAUGAUUUGUUUACAAAAGUAAAUUAUGUUGUGCGAAAAAUGUGUGUUACUUUAAAACGCGAUCAGUUACCCAAAGUAGAGCAUACACUUAUAAAAAAAUUGUAUCUUCAAAUACCUGAAAAAUAAACAGGAA